Dermacentor albipictus is the source of this 5159-nucleotide messenger RNA. RefSeq names its product SET domain containing 8 (gene Set8). The record is from RefSeq and is a predicted model, not a curated record. Gene Ontology annotation, biological process: regulation of transcription by RNA polymerase II; regulation of DNA damage response, signal transduction by p53 class mediator. NCBI's taxonomy places the organism in Eukaryota, Metazoa, Arthropoda, Arachnida, Ixodida, Ixodidae. Gene Ontology annotation, cellular component: polytene chromosome; nucleus. Gene Ontology annotation, molecular function: transcription regulator activity; histone H4K20 methyltransferase activity; protein binding.
AAGCCGGGUUUCUGUGCCUAGCGGGAAAGCCGUUUUGCGAAUCUCUGUUGUGAUUGUGCUGUUGUGGGCAUUUUGAAAAGGGCAUAUGGUUUUCUCCCAGGGAUCGUUCUGAGCUGCAUGUGUAAUGCGGCCGCAUUGCCUUCCUGUCGCUAUCGGUGGCAAUAUUUGAAUGGCUCUUCGUCGGCCUCUUCUGACUGUGCUUAGUGCUGCUGGUGUAGCUGGUGCGGGCAACGGGAUCAUCGCCACCUCCCAAGGCGUGACCUGGGGCGAUGGUAAAAGGCCAGAAGAAACGGGCUGUGGACCGAACUCGCUGCAAGAAAAAUGCAUCUGCCUCAUCUCACUCUGGGGAUUCCAGCACAGUGUUGAAGGAGAACCAUGGCAAAGCGACCGCAAAUGAUGGCACCAGAACGACACCACCUGUCACAAGGAGCACUCGGAUAGACGACUAUUUCCCUGUGCUUGGCGCCGAAAUGGCAACUGCUGAGGAAGUAGCCAGCGAGCACAGUUACUCGCGACGGCGUCCCGCCAAGAGGGAGCCUCCAUGCCCGUUGCAGCAGCUAGUAGAACCCGAGGUUCAAAUACCAUGCCCAGACGCUGCAGCACUUCCCGCUGGCCUGAGCCUCACAGCCACGCAGCCGCCUUCUAUGGACGCACAAAAGCCUGCUGCUGAUCCCAGGGGCCACCACGACAGGAGCAAAAGUGCUUCCAGAGCUGCAAACAGGCCUGCCGUAAAGGUCACUGUGAAGGCUGCUGCGGCAGCGUCGGAGCAAGACCCCUCAAAGGCAGCAAAAAGGAAAACGGACGUGCAGUGCCACUCCUUGACAGAGUACUUUUCCAUCCGAAGGAGUGGACGCAAGACAAAGACUACACUUGCAAAAGAGAGGCAGAAGCAGGUUGAAGAUGCCAUCCUGAAUGGCAUCGAAGAAGGCUUCCAGAUCACAGAGUUUCCUGACAAAGGCCGGGGAGUGACCACAUCCCGUCCACUUAAAGCCGGCGACUUUGUGCUUGAGUAUGCUGGUGAACUCAUUGAUGUGCAAGAGGCAAAGCUGCGUGAACAGAUAUAUGCCACUGACACAUCCAUUGGGUGCUACAUGUACUACUUCACCUGCAGGAACAAACAGUAUUGUGUCGAUGCCACUAAGGAAACGGGCCGGCUUGGGCGGCUAGUGAACCACAGCAAGCGGGGCAACCUGAAAACGCAGACGUGCAUCAUCAAGGGCGUGCCUCAUUUGGUGCUCGUGGCUCAUCGCAACAUUGAAGCUGGAGAGGAACUGCUGUAUGACUAUGGAGACCGCAGCAAGGCAUCACUCCAGUUUCACCCCUGGCUGGCAUUGUAGCCAGCUUUCCAGAGUGGCAGCUUUCAUCAAUAGUUGGCAGAGUAAUGAUCCGGGGUACACACCUUUCUUCUGUUCUGCAGUCUUUCGUUUAUGAGAGCCCCGUCAUAUGCCAAGUUAUCUUCAGAGUCCUUUUUCUGUCUGGGUCGUGCAGUUGUUCUAACACACGUGCCUGUCUUAUAUGGCCCACGGAAAAUGUUCUCAUUAGAGCAGUAUCGUUUUGGUGCUCUAGCAAAUGGGGCAUGUGCUCUCCUGGCAUACCUAUUAGGCACGGACAGCAAAGGCAGCCUUGUCUCAAGCUACUCAUUUAUAGGGCUAGCUUGUUCAGUGUGAGCGCACAGCUGAUGGCUGUAAGCACAGAAUUGCCUGUAUUGGUAGAGAACAAUGGCUGUUUCAUCUUUCACCUUCCCAUCAUUUGGCCAACAUUUAUGAUGGGAGAAGCAGGACACCAAAGUAUCUUGAAGUAAGAAGUUAGUAUUCUGUAGUGAUUAACUGUGCACACGGGUCUAUGCAUGCACAAUAGUGAGUGGUUCAGAAAGCAUGAGUGAGUCCAUUUUAGGACAUGAUUUUCAUGACAAAAAAAGAAAAUUGAAGAAUCGAAGCCUGGUGUUAUAGUUGGCACAGUCAACAACAUGUCUGUCAGCAUCAGUAAUGUUGCCUUGACAGUGAAGGGUGCCUUCUCAGUCUAGAUCUGUAAAGCUAGGACAGCUUUCAGCUAGUCGGUGGACCACGUGAUACACCAAGUUUUCCAGCAGUUGAAAAAAAGUUAACAUGGGUAAGACUGGUAGGAAAUAAUGUAUUUUCUAUGUAUGUUAUUUAUUACACUAACUUCGUUUUCACCAUUGAAAUACAUGGUGAAUUAGGCUGCAUCAUUUCUUGCUGCGAACAAGAUAGAAAGCCAAGCCACUUGUUAUGAACUUUACAUGAUGUUCUGUAGUGCGAAAAGACAAGGUACAAGAUGAUUCUUCGUGCGUUACUCACCGCAUGUGUUGCACAGUUUUUCAGAGUGAACCUUUAAAAACAAUCUUAUUUGUCCACCCUUCUGGAAGCUGCUUGCUGAUUCUUGAUUGUAGUUAGGCAUAGUGAUGCCACAAGUGGUGAGUGCACUUUUACAUGCAGCAGAGAUACUGUACACUCAUUUUGCCUGUGGUUGCGAAGGCAUCAUUCAGGCUAUUCACACAAGCUUAGUGCCUAUUCCUUGCUUGUCCAGAUCUGGCCUGACAUCUCUUGCAUGGCUCCACACUAUCUCUCUUCGAAGUGCAGGGAGAUGCUACCAACUUGUUCUGCAGAGGUCUUGUGGCGACAUGUCAAUGUCGACAUGUUGCACUGACAGAUUGAAUGUGACAUUUUGAAGAUACUGCCACAGCUUCUGCAGUGGCAUUGGAUGCACUGAACAAUGCCACACUGUUCACAACUCUCUCGCAUGUGAUGCAGUACUACCCACUGAAUGCUUCUCUCUGUUCUCAGAUGGCAAAACACUUUUAAGGUCCACUUUGGCUUAAAGCCAAGUUACAAUUUAAGGCCAUAUUGUUUUCCAGGGUGCUAUGCAUUGUGCCUGAAUGCUGGAAUAUUCCUGUACUACAUGACUGUUUAGCUGGUCACAUGGCAGUUGCUUUCUUUUCAUUUUAUGCAAACCACUGUCACCGCGUGAUGCAAAACCAUAUGAGAAUGAAUUAAUUGAUAACAGCAGCUAUACACAGGUAUCAAAAAUUGUCUGGUCAAAAUGCCAUUUAAUGAGUGCAAGAUGUGAUGUAGCAGCGUAUUAAAGAUGCUGAGGUCAAUCUUGCGAAUGCAAGCCAUUGUAAAUGAACUUCUGAAAUGCUAUUACAUGUUCAGAAAAUUUGUCUUGCAUUUCAGAAGUAAAGUAAUAGACAGACAGAAGUUUGUUACUAUGUAUUGGACCCCCUCUUUGUUUUUUGUUUUUCCCCCACUGCUCAAAAAUGUUCAAGAAAUUUUGCUAGCUGUUCAACCUUUCGUGUGGUAUCAAAAAUAGGCUUAUAUAGUGACAUGUGUAGCAUAUGUCUCAUUUCCUCCACUCUUUGGUCUGUAGCCGCUUCUGUUGCACAGUUUUUCAGAGUGACCCUUUAAAAGCUAUCUUAUUUGCCCCCCCUUCUGGAAGCUGCUUGCCGAUUCUUGAUUGUAAUUAGGCACGGUGAUGCCACAAGUGAAUGCACUGUAGCAUACAGCAGAGAAACUGUACACUCAUUUUGCCCGUGGUCAUGAAGGCAGCAUUCAGGCACUGUGCACCUUGGCUUCCCAAGGUGCACGGCUUGCAAAAUCCAUUGACCUUGCUGCAUCCUUCAUAAUACUGUUUUAUACAAUAGUAAUAAAAUGGUAAAUCUAUUUUGUCUCCAGAGGACGUGGUGUAGUGAUGUGCGUAUUCAGCAAAAAAAAUUAAACUGUAGGUACAGUUCACUGAUGGCAGCUUAUAGUUUGAGUCAAUUGUGAUGUCAAGUGAUAGUCAGUAUAUCUGAAUACUAAAGUAGCACAGGCAAGAUGACAACACACUGGCACACCACCAAAAUUUGACUAUCUCCAACAAGAGAUUGUUGUUGGAUGUUAGUGUCGUGGGGCUGUGGGUUUGCAUGCUCUUCUCGAGCCUUGUUUGCGCUACACUUCUAUUUCAAGUUGAAAUACCAAGAAGCCCACACUGCAACCCCAGCCGGUGUACGUUUCAACCAAAUGCAUUUUGGUGAACUUAAAUUCGUUGCUGCCACAAGCAUUGUACUAAUGCAAGCAAGCAUAAAACUUGUAUUCUUGUACCAUCAUGUGCCAGAAUGAAAACACAAAUCACCUUUUGGCUUGUGUGUUGCACCCGUGUGUUUUAUUUAGAUUAUACUUGAGUGGUUCAUGCAAACCCCUUACCAAAAAAAAAAAACACACACACACAAGAAGGACAACAUUGGGGAGUGAAUGUUUCUAGAUUUUUGUUUCAGCAUGCACUAUAGUGAUCAUGACCAAGUCUGCAAGGAACUGUCAGUUUUAUGUGUUGAUAAACAUAUGCAUUUUAUUAGUCCAGCAAGAAGAGUGCACACCCACUGCCACUAGAAUGUUAGGCUGUUCUUCAGUUUUGUUGUUGCUAAGAUAUUAGUUAAACCAAACGAGUUUGUUACUCUUGUGGUGCAGCAUAGGCAGGCACCCACAUGUGAACUUGUUCCUUUACCAAACUAUACACUUGCAUGUUUCUGUGUCCAAAUUUUACAUUGUUGUUUUUCUCCACGCUUUACCAUUCAUUCUUAUGCACCUGCCUUUGCAGUCUCCAACAUUGCAUUUCUCAGAGCCUGCGUGUUGAUUUCCUGUUCAUUCAUUUCCUAAAGUUAGAAACUUGCGUUCAGUGCGACUCAAGAGCUGGAACAGCAGUACAGUGCGUACUUUGCAGGUUCCCAACUUGAACAAACUUUGCCAGAGGUUUUAGCCUAGAUAAUGAAAGGUGGAAUGUAUUUUGUACGUAAUGUAUGCCCAACUAACAUUUGACAAACGUCAUGGCUCUGCUCUGUGAAUACUAUACCAUGUACAGCUCAUCUCAACUUCCAUUUGUUUGGUUUUCACGGUGCAAGUGAACUACCCAUAUACCUGCGAUCAAGUGAACAGGUGAAGAACUACAUUUACGGCACUUGAUUAUUUACAGUUUGGGUGUACACCGCAAGCGUGAACAACCACGCAUGCUUGUUUAUUCACACUUGUACGACAUGUACAACAGACAUCAUCUUACCAUGUCUUCGAUGGCCACUUUGUUAUUGUGUUCCACUGUAUAAGUUAUUUUUCAACUUCAUUGUUCUUCAUUACCUUUACCACAGCAUACAAUAAAUGUCAUAAUCUAUUCCA